AUGUUGACACUCACGAACAAACAGAUUCGUCUCGCCUACAGCCUGCACAACAAAUACUCAGAAGAAGUGCAAGUCGGGCUCACAUGCGACCAGAUGCCAUAUCAGUCACGUGUGUCAGAAGGAAGCGUCGACGGAAACGCAGGCGACGGCGCCGCUGAAGUGUCCUUCUCCGCGGCGCUCCCCUGCACUCCAGCCGCAGCAAUAACGCGCGGCCAUAAACAAGGAUCUAGUCUGUUGAUGAUAACAUUUAAAUUGCGACGGGAUUUGAUGGAGGGAUUCACCAAAUCCGGGUUAUGUCAUGCCGGCGCUUUCAUUACAGAGGCUGAAGCUGCCAGCGAUAUCACAGGAUGUAAAGUGGACGAGACCUAUCUACGCAGGAACACCGGCGACUUAAAUCCGGAGGAGGAGGAGGAGCCCUUCGAACUGACCAACCCGGACGUCGUCGAUGGCCACAACCUCUUCGAGAAGGACAUCAUGCUGACGGAGGCGCAGUGGAAGAAGGUUCUGACGAGGAAGGGCCUGGCCGACGAGAGGCGGUACUGGCCCGAGGACGCCUCUGGGACUCCGCGCGUCCGAUACCGCUUCGCCGACACCAGCGUGGACCAGCCAGCCGUCCUCGCAGGCAUCGGGCACUGGGAGAGCCACACCUGCAUCCGGUUCGAGAUGAUCACCGACGCCAACCAACCGCACCUGAUGUUUCGGAAACUGAGUGGCUGCUGGUCCUAUGUCGGCUACCUUGGCAGCUACUUCCCUAAUGGCCAAAACAUAUCGAUUGGCCAGGGUUGUCAGUCGCUGGGCACCGUCGUCCACGAGAUCGGCCACUCGCUGGGUCUGUUCCACGAGCAGUCCCGCCCCGACCGCGACCUCUUCGUCCACGUCAACUCGGAGAACGUCCAGUCGGGGAAGCUCGGCAACUUCGAAAAGGAGUCUGACAGCGUCGUCAAUAACCGGAACGUGCCUUAUGACUUUCGUAGCGUCAUGCACUACGGUGGGAAGUUCUUCAGCAUAAACGAACACCUGACCCUGGCAACCGUGGAUCCCCUUAACCAGGAGCUCAUCGGCAAACGCACUGGCCUCACUCACAUGGACAAGUUAAUCGCCAACCGCAUGUAUCGCUGCAUCGACAAAUGGCUUCAGAAAUGUGGCUUAGAUGCUGAUCCUUGCCAGAACAACGGUUACACAGGGGAGUCCUGCACGUGCGUGUGCCCUGAAGGAACGUCGGGCACACACUGCGAGACAGACACCGGCGAUUACCACGCCUCCUAUCGAAGUCCCUGUAACGAGAUCAUCACCUCCCCAACGACCAUUAGCUCUCCUGGUUAUCCUAAUGGAUAUCUUGGUGGCUUAACGUGCGCCAAGUGGAUAAAAUCGCCAGAGAACAUGCUUCCGAAGAUAACAUUCACCGAUUUCAGGCUGACAAACUGCGACUGGAGACUGGAUCACUUAGAGAUUCGAAUCGACAAUCGUUUCGAUGGAGAUUUUUACUGCGACACUCAAAUCGCUGUCAACACCUCCUUCGUCGGGGCGACCACAGAGAUCAUCCUCAUGUUUUAUACCCGAACCAGUAACGGCGUCGGAUGGCAAGCAGAUGUGACCUUCUUCGAUCCCUCCAUUACGACUACGACUACAACGACUACUCCAGAGCCCCCUACAACUACUACGACUACAACGACUACUCCAGAGCCCCCUACAACUACUACGACUACAACGACUACUCCAGAGCCCCCUACAACUACUACGACUACAACGACUACUCCAGAGCCCCCUACAACUACUACGACUACUACAGAGCCCCCUACAACUACUAUGACUACAACGACUACUCCAGAGCCCACUACAACUACUACGACUACAACGACUACUCCAGAGCCCCCUACAACUACUACGACUACUCCAGAGCCCCCUACAACUACUACGACUACUACAGAGCCCCCUACAACUACUAUGACUACAACGACUACUCCAGAGCCCACUACAACUACUACGACUACAACGACUACUCCAGAGCCCACUUCAACUACUACGACUACAACGACUACUCCAGAGCCCACUACAACUACUACGACUACUACAGAGCCCCCUACAACUACUACGACUACUCCAGAGCCCACUACAACUACUACGACUACAACGACUACUCCAGAACCAACUACAACUACUACGACUACAACGACUACUACAGAGCCCCCUACAACUACUACGACUACAACGACUACUCCUGAGCCCCCUACAACUACUACGACUACAACGACUACUCCAGAGCCCACUACAACUACUACGACUACUCCAGAACCUACAACUACUCCAGAGCCCCCUACAACUACUGCGACUACUCCAGAAGUAACAACUACAACAACUCCCCCCGGCAGCCCAAGUUGCACGAUUUACAGCUUCGGCGGCAAAGCAGACUGGACCUCCCCAUAUUUUGGUGUUGCCAAUUAUCCAAACAAUUUCCAGUGUGGCGUUAUGGGAUCCUAUGGUGGACCUUUGAUGACGAAGUACACGUUUAAUACUUUCCAACUGGAAGAUAAGUCGCGGAGACGAAGCGAAAUUUGUCAUGAUUACGUCGACAUCCCGAUACCUCUUAACAGAACCAUGAGGUUCUGCGGGAGCCAGACGGGGUAUCUGAACGUUCCCAACUUCCGCUUCUCCACUCAGUUCGUGUCUGACUCUUCCAUCACUGAUGUCGGGUUUAACAUCAGCAUCAGUUGGGAAGUAACUGACUGCCAUCGCGUUAUUCAGCUCUCGAAGAAACACUCUAGAGGGACCAUCUCGAGCCCGAACUACCCCAAAGCAUACCCCGAUCAGGCGGCGUGCGAGUGGUGGAUUGUGGCUCCAGAAGGCAAGAAAGUGUUUCUGCAGUUCAAAGACCUUCAAGUAAGUGAUCCUGACUGUGAGGCUUUUUACAUCGCGGUUGACAAGUCUGGCAGCGGCGACUACUUUCCAGAGAACAGCGACUUGAUAUGCAGCGGCGGUAAGCAUAGCUUCAUCUCCGACGGGGAGAGCAUGAAUGUUGCAUUCUACGGAAGGGCCAUGAGCAACGCAAAGUUUUACGCCAGGUACAAGAUACAUUGAGGUACCCCGUCGUCUCCUAAGGCAGGGGGCGGUGUGUGUGUGUUUCCAUGGAAUAAAGUAGCAGGGUGUUACUAUAUCUUUUGUUCUUUAACUUGAUUAGAUUUCCAUUUGAUUUAUGGUUUUCAAUGUAAUUCCUGAGAAUAAAUGUUCAUGCAAAAAUUGUC
This is a messenger RNA of Penaeus indicus, 3239 nucleotides long. RefSeq lists its product as uncharacterized. The record is from RefSeq and is a predicted model, not a curated record. The transcript has 15 exons. Gene Ontology annotation, molecular function: zinc ion binding; metalloendopeptidase activity. Bases 1 to 3075 code for a protein of 1024 amino acids. Gene Ontology annotation, biological process: proteolysis. Lineage: Eukaryota; Metazoa; Arthropoda; Malacostraca; Decapoda; Penaeidae.